AUGGCGGUCGCUAUACAGGCUGUCAAUUUGACAGAAGGUGACAACGCCGCCCCCACACCACUUGUCACCUCACAGGAAGGUGACAACGCCGCCCCCACACCACUUGUCACCUCACAGGAAGGUGACAACGCCGCCCCCACACCACUUGUCACCUCACAGGAAGGUGACAACGCCGCCCCCACACCACUUGUCACCUCACAGGAAGGUGACAACACUGCCCCCACACCACUUGUCACCUCACAGGAAGGUGACAACGCCGCCCCCACACCACUUGUCACCUCACAGGAAGGUGACAACGCCGCCCCCACACCACUUGUCACCUCACAGGAAGGUGACAACGCCGCCCCCACACCACUUGUCACCUCACAGGAAGGUGACAACACCGCCCCCACACCACUUGUCACCUCACAGGAAGGUGACAACGCCGCCCCCACACCACUUGUCACCUCACAGGAAGGUGACAACACCGCCCCCACACCACUUGUCACCUCACAGGAAGGUGACAACACCGCCCCCACACCACUGUCACCUCACAGGAAGGUGACAACGCCGCCCCCACACCACUUGUCACCUCACAGGAAGGUGACAACGCCGCCCCCACAACACUUGUCACCUCACAGGAAGGUGACAACGCCGCCCCCACACCACUUGUCACCUCACAGGAAGGUGACAACGCCGCCCCCACACCACUUGUCACCUCACAGGAAGGUGGCAACGCCGCCCCACACCACUGUCACCUCACAGGAAGGUGACAACGCCGCCCCCACACCACUUGUCACCUCACAGGAAGGUGACAACGCCGCCCCCACACCACUGUCACCUCACAGGAAGGUGACAACGCCGCCCCCACACCACUUGUCACCUCACAGGAAGGUGACAACGCCGCCCCCACACCACUGUCACCUCACAGGAAGGUGA
Molecule: messenger RNA, 918 nt
Organism: Procambarus clarkii (red swamp crayfish)
Lineage: Eukaryota; Metazoa; Arthropoda; Malacostraca; Decapoda; Cambaridae
Source: RefSeq, a predicted model, not a curated record